Messenger RNA from Phaedon cochleariae (mustard beetle), 4910 nucleotides. The record is from the annotation of a GenBank genome assembly. Lineage: Eukaryota; Metazoa; Arthropoda; Insecta; Coleoptera; Chrysomelidae.
AGCUCAGUUUGCAUCGCGGAACGUUUGGAUAUUCGCAAAGGGGACAUUAUCCACUUUCAUUUGCUCUUUGUUUGGACUCGUUAUCACAUGACGGAAGUAUGUCCGGAUUAACGGCUGCAAAUAAAUGGAUGUGCCGUGGAUUUGGCUCAAGGGGUAGCACAGGAGGUGGUAACACUGGGGAUAUGUCAAAAUAUGUCUAAUAUUGCCAACCAUAAAUAGUUUUUGAUGAAACAUGGAAUAUUUCCAUUGCUUACAACUACUUAUUCCUCCUGUCCACUGUAGUGGGCAUUAUGCAUGAGAGGGUUAAGAACCACCAUUCAAUUGGUAUCGGAUAGCAUAAUUUUUAUCUCGUUAUCAAAUCGCGAAAUUGAGUGCAAAUUAACGCACAGGAAAGUGCCAUUUUCCAAUCAUUUUGCUCAGGAUAGUGAUUGGCACAGAUGCCGUUCGAAAAAAUACAAUGAUUUUACAUACAAAUGAAUAAAUAAAUAAAUGCCUUUGAAACAUAUAAAAUUUCAUUAUCAGAUGGCGGUCGAAAUUUGCAGCCGACUCUUCUACUAUUCGCGAUAGAAAAUAACACGUCACCCCACCUGACGGCAGCAACUUGAACACUUCUGAGCGGUUUGUUUUGAUGAUAUGACCAAUAAGCACAAACAAAAAAGGAAUCUGAACCAAUGAAAUCAAAGUAAACACGCCGCUUUGACAGCUUUCAAGAACUCCGAUAGGUGGCGUACGAUUAUUUUCUAUCGCGAAUAAGGAGGGCCAGUAUGGGAAACUACGAGAGAGACGGAAAUGGACUUUAAAAAAUAUCUGAUAUGACUUUUCGUUUUUGAGUUAUUUCCAAGAAACGGAAUUUCUGAAUUUUCAAUUUUAGUUUUUUCUGGCGUUAAUAAUGAAGUUAUGACAAUACUGAAAAAACAUCUUCAUAGCAACUUUUUAUGCUUUUUAAUUUGGCAUCAUCGAUUUUCUGAUCUAAAAAACAUCAUCUACUUCAUUUUUUCAAAUACGGCGCUGAAAUAAUUAUCACCUUCGAAGUUAAUCUGUUUUUGUUUUAGGCUUAUGGAACCAUGUAUUCCUCUUUUCAAACCUUUCACUAUUUGUUCUUCUGCCUUUUGCUUACCUUUUUACUGAAUCAGAAGGAUUCUUCGGACAUCGUAAAGGUCUUUUGCCUAGAGUAUAUGAAACAUUCACUGUACUAGGUCUCUUAGCUUUGGUUGUUCUUGGAAUGACUUAUGUCAUAUCUGCUGUAAUAGACAAAGAUAAUUCCAGUAUACAAACGAUAUUGAAUUUAUGGACGUAUUAUUUACCGUUCCUUUAUUCAUGUAUAUCCUUUUUUGGUGUACUGAUGCUUCUAGUUUGCACGCCCAUUGGUUUUGUUUGUUUAUUCGACAUAGUUGGGCAAUUUCUCAUAAAACCCCAGUUCCUCAGAGACAUUAAUGAGGAAUUUUUCGCGUGUGCCUUGGAGGAAGAGUGUCUUCGCAGGAGAUUGAAACAGGCUCAAAAGACAGGGAAAGCCUACAUGGAUCCUGCACCAAUGUUGAUAGAACAAAAUGGUCCUGUUUGUGAUGAUGACUAUGCAUCUUCAUGUAGUCUAAUGAGAUUGAGGAAUGGUGAACUUCAAUUUGGUUUGGGAACAAGACUGAUGGAUAUUGAAAAGCGAAGAAAACUUUUGGAUAAACAAAGGCAAACAUCGUCGCUCAGAAGAAAUGUUGUUUACCCCGUAGCCAUGUUAUUGCUACUAGGAUUAACUCUGACGGCAGUACUAUUAGUAGUACAAAACGCCCUCUCUUUGUUAAUUGGUAUCAAAGCAUUACCUAGUAGUUCCAAGCAAUUCACUCUAGGUGUGAGUUCUUUGUCAAAACUAGGGCCUUUCGGUGCCGCUCUAGAGAUAGUGUUGAUAGUUUAUUUGAUAGUAACAUCUUCUAUUGGUCUAUACACAGCACCGUGUAUGAAACGGAUGAGACCUAAACUGAAGAGCACACCAUUCUGUCUUCUGAUUGCUAAUUGUGCCUUGUUGUUGAUUAUUAGUUCUGCUCUGCCAUUGUUGUCCAAAAUUUUAGACACUUGCUACUUAGAUCAUGCAGGCGCAACUCUGUAUUCCGAAAAACAGAUCCAAAAUGUUAUGGCCGAUCUAUCAGCUAAUGUAUAUGGCAAUCCACAUUCCUUACACAUUUCCAGUAAAUCAACAGAAGAAGCCAUAGAUAUAAUCAGAUACGAAAUUUUACAGCAUUUCAAUACAAACAAUGAGGAAUACUCAAUAGUAUUUACUUCUGGAGCUACAGCUGCUUUGAAGAUCAUAGCAGAAUGUUUCAAUUAUGGAAGCAAGUCGAAGGGAACUCUCGUAUAUUUAGAAAACAAUCACACUUCUGCACUCGGGAUGAGAAGUUAUGCUGAAAAUGCUAAAGAAAUUAGCACCGAAAGAGCUUAUGAACUCAUGAUCAACGAACCCAAAAAAUAUCCUGACAAAAAUGAUUUGAACAACAUUUUUGUUUAUCCAGCAGAGAGCAACUUUUGUGGAACGAAGUUUCCUCUGGAAUGGAUCAAAUGUAUCAAAGAAGGAGCAUUAAAUGAAUUUGUUCAAACGAAGAGUCAGAACUGGUAUGUUGUCCUCGAUGCUCCCUGUUACGUUGCCUCAAAUGUAUUGGAUCUAUCGCGAUAUAAGCCCGACUUUGUGACCAUAUCCUUCUACAAAAUGUUUGGUUAUCCCACUGGACUAGGGGCCUUGCUCGUGAAGAAGACUAGCGAAGAAUUACUAACGAAGAAAUAUUUUGGGGGCGGCACUUUACAGAUGGUGCUGAGUUCACAGAAUGUGAUUGUUCCUCGCAAGGUUCUACAUGAGAGAUUUGAAGAUGGUACACUCCCCUUUUUAUCAGUCCUGGCAGUCAAGCAGGGAUUUGAAACAUUGAAGAGACUGAAUCUCAACUUUGACAGUAUUUCUCAACAUACAUUUUCACUUGCACGAUAUGUAUAUAGAAAAUUAUGUACUCUACAUCAUGGUAACGAGAAACCAGCAGUAAUUUUAUAUCAUGAAACAAAAUUCGAGAAUAGAGACAUUCAAGGUGGUAUAGUAAAUUUUAAUUUGAUCAGAUCCAAUGGCAGUUAUAUUGGAUUCACAGAGGUUUUACACAUGGCAAAUUUAUAUGGAAUACACUUGAGGAAUGGGUGUCAUUGCAACCCUGGUGCUUGUCAGCGAUUUUUAAAACUGAAACCUAGUGAUAUUGUGAAAAAUUUUGAGCUCGGUCACGUAUGUGGAGAUACAAAUGAUUUGAUUGACGGCAUUCCUACAGGAACUAUAAGAGUAUCAUUCGGGUACAUGUCCAGCAAAAAAGAUGCUGAUAGAUUGUUGGCUAUGAUAGAGUCGUGCUUUGUCUCAAGACCCAUCAGAAAAAUGCCUUCCAACUCAUAUGACCAGCGAAAUUAUUUGGAGCACCAAAUCCAAAAAUCAGCCGAUACCGAAAAUAUUACAGAAUACUUUGAAACAAACAGCACACUACAAAAUGAAGAACAAGACGAGAAAGGCCGGCUGACAAACAUUUUUGUGUAUCCCAUUAAAUCAUGUGGUUCGUACGAAGUUUCUGAACAGUGGCUAAUUGGUCCAGAUGGAUUGAAAUAUGAUAGAGAAUGGGUAAUAAUAAACUCUUCAGGCGUGUGCCUUACACAAAAACAAAACAGAAACAUGUGUCUCAUUAAACCAGUAAUUGACCUGAAAAACGACAGGUUGCAACUAAGUUUUAAAGGUUAUCAUGAUAUCGAUAUAAACCUUAGCAAUAACAUGGAACGUUUGAAAGAAGUAUGUCUUUCCCAAACAAAAAUUUGUAGCAAGCGAGUUAUUGGUUGGGAUUGUGGAGACGAAGUAUCUGAUUGGUUAUCAGAGGCUCUGAACAUGUCUGGAUUGAGACUUUUACGAAAGUACAAAGAAGAUGGAGGACUAAAUGUUUCGAUAGUGAAACAAUCAUUUGCCAACAACGGAAUGUUUUUAUUGGUGAAUUCAAAAAGUGUCGAAUGGUUGACAAACAAAAUAGAAAAUAAUGAACUAAAUGAGGAUUUGAAUACUACAAUCCAAAGAUUUAGACCCAAUUUUGUCGUAGACUUUUCAAAACCAUUCCAAGAAAAUGAACUCUCGGAUUUAUGGAUCGGAAAUAAUUUUUUCAAGUCGAAGGGUACGUGCACCAGAUGUCACAUGAUAUGCAUUGAUCAAGAAACAGGCAAUACGUCAAAGGAACCAUUGUUGACCUUAUCGAAGGAGUUGAAAGGAAAAAUUCGUUUCGGAGUUUAUUUGUCACUGGUAGAUGAUGUCCAAACUGUUUUGAAAUUGAAUAGCUCCGUUUUGUAAAAUAUGCAGUUGAUAUCACUAUCUAGUACAUAUAUACCGUAUUAUAAAAAUGUAUUGGCCUAUCCGUCUGGAAUCCCGCUUACUUCCUGUUCAGUAAGUCCAUAUACAAGGUUUUAUUAUAUUUCUUAAAAAUAAAAAUAUUUUUUCAAGAUAUUGAUUUUUUUCUCCUGAAAUUUUCACGAUUAUUGAUCAAAAGUUAACAGCACUGGAAACGAGAUCAGAAGUCCCGGCAGUAUCAAAGACUUUCGCAAUGUUGGAAUUAACAAUAGGUAAAUGAUGGGCAUGCAUUAUUGAAAAAAAAAAUGAAAAUUCAAUAUGAGACGAAACAACUUCAAAGUGGGAAACUAGAAAUUGGGAUUGUCGACACAAGCUCAGUCAGCACAUACCUUUGUCGUCAACCUCGAGAUAUGUCGAUAAGGACUCUAAACCAAUACUCGUUUGACUAUAGAUUAGCAAAGUUUUGGAUGCUUUGCCUAGGAAAUUAUUAUUCUCAUAAACUUAUGACCUCCAAAAUUCAACAAAAAUCGAAUUCCAACAUUUUCUCAUUUUUCGUAUUUCCUUAGGUAAGCACUAAAAAAAA